Molecule: messenger RNA, 1832 nt
Organism: Panonychus citri (citrus red mite)
Lineage: Eukaryota; Metazoa; Arthropoda; Arachnida; Trombidiformes; Tetranychidae
Product: ATP-dependent RNA helicase me31b-like
Exons: 4
Coding region: 179-1486 (435 amino acids)
Biological process (GO): P-body assembly; cytoplasmic stress granule assembly
Cellular component (GO): P-body; cytoplasmic stress granule
Molecular function (GO): mRNA binding; RNA helicase activity; ATP binding
Source: RefSeq, a predicted model, not a curated record
UUUCUUAGUAACCACUUCCUUUGACCAAAAAACAUAUAAAUAUAUUUAAGAUCAAUUUGAUUUAAUUAAUUUAAAAUUUUGAAUCAAUCAACAACCACCUUGCUUAAUCCUCGUGUUCUUUGUGUUUUCUAUUAAUCCUAUUAACAAGUGUUACCAAGUUUCCAUUGAACAUCUUAAAAUGCAAACUGUUGAAAAGGUUGCAAGAGGUGUUGACACCGAAGAAGACUGGAAAUCCAAUCUUAAGAUUCCACCCAAAGAUUUGCGAAAGAGGACAUCUGAUGUGACCGCUACCAAGGGCAAUGAAUUCGACGAGUUUUGUUUAAAAAGGGAGCUCCUCAUGGGAAUCUUUGAGAAAGGAUGGGAAAAGCCAUCACCAAUCCAAGAAGCUGCUAUUCCUAUGGCUCUGUUGGGUCGUGAUAUGCUGGCUCGUGCUAAAAAUGGUACUGGCAAAACAGGUGCUUAUGUGAUCCCUAUUUUACAAAGGAUCGAUGUGACCGCUGAUCAUAUCCAGGCGUUAAUCAUUGUGCCAACUCGAGAAUUGGCCUUACAAACCAGUCAAAUUUGUAUCGAACUCUCUAAAUAUCUCAAUGCUCGUGUUAUGGUGACUACUGGUGGAACUAAUCUCAAAGAAGACAUCAUGAGGAUCUAUGAAAAAGUUCAUGUCAUAAUUGCCACUCCAGGGCGUAUUCUUGAUUUAAUCGACAAGGAGGUCGCUAAGGUUGACAAAUGUAAAAUGCUGGUGCUCGAUGAAGCUGAUAAAUUACUCUCUCAAGACUUUAAUGCUAUGUUAGAUUCAUUGAUAUCGUACCUUCCCAAAGAUAGACAAAUCUUAAUGUUUUCCGCAACUUUCCCUCUCACAGUAGAAAAUUUUAUGAAAAAACAUCUACACGAUCCCUAUGAACUAAAUUUGAUGGAAGAGUUGACACUUAAGGGUGUCACCCAAUAUUACGCAUUUGUCCAGGAACGACAGAAAGUACACUGUCUCAACACCUUAUUUUCUAAGCUGCAGAUUAAUCAAUCUAUAAUCUUCUGUAACUCAACUCAAAGAGUUGAACUUCUGGCAAAGAAAAUAGCAGAGCUUGGUUAUUCUUGCUAUUACAUUCAUGCUAAAAUGUCCCAACCUCAUCGUAAUCGGGUAUUUCACGACUUCAGGAGUGGUCUCUGCCGUAAUCUAGUUUGCUCGGAUCUUUUUACCAGAGGUAUUGACAUCCAAGCUGUCAACGUGGUGAUCAAUUUUGAUUUUCCCAAGAUGGCUGAGACAUAUUUACAUCGUAUUGGAAGAUCGGGACGAUAUGGACACAUGGGAAUCGCCAUUAAUUUAAUCACAUAUGAGGACCGAUUUAAUCUCCACCGAAUCGAACAAGAAUUGGGUACAGAAAUCAAGCCAAUUCCUAAAGUAAUCGACAAGUCGUUGUACGUACCAGAAUUCCAAAUUGAUGACACAGAGAAUGGUGAUAACGAAUGUAAUUCCGCUAAAACAAAAUGAAACCGUUAAAAGAUUUUGGAUUGACAACCACCUAGUUUCUACUCUCUCUCUCUCUCUUUCUCUCUCACUCUCCACCCAACUUUCUCUUUCUUCCUCUCUCUCUUUUUUUCUCACAGCCUUUGUUGUCUCCUUCCAAUGACCCUUGCAACCACCUUACAUUGUAAUCCCUCGAUUUAGAUUUAAUCCUUAUUCUGGUCUCUUUUUCCUCUUUUGCGCAUCAAAAAAAAAUCCUGGAUGUUACAAAGUACCAAAAACCACUAAUUCUGUUUAUUUGUAUCUUUUUCCCUCGCAACAUCAACCACUUUGAAUAACAAUAAACAAAAGUUACAAAGAAGAAACAAAACAA